Raphanus sativus (radish) is the source of this 1149-nucleotide messenger RNA. Its product is annotated as probable 2-oxoglutarate-dependent dioxygenase AOP1. Bases 118 to 1071 code for a protein of 317 amino acids. Lineage: Eukaryota; Viridiplantae; Streptophyta; Magnoliopsida; Brassicales; Brassicaceae. The record is from RefSeq and is a predicted model, not a curated record. The transcript has 3 exons. Gene Ontology annotation, molecular function: dioxygenase activity.
CUGAUCACAUACACUAGUUAUAGAAACUCGAUUCCACAAAAAAAAAAAAAGAACAAGUUGGUAUUUAGGCCAAAAUCAAGAAAGCAAAACUCCACCAAAAUUCUGAAAAUCAAGAAAAUGGAUCUAGACUCUCUUCUUCCUCUUCAGCUCCCAAUCAUCGAUUUCUCCGAUCAGAACUUAACACCAGGAACCUCAAAGUGGGAUGAAGUGAAGUCUGAUGUCCGUAAAGCGUUAGAAGACUACGGCUGUUUCCAAGCUUUCGUUGACAAAGUGUCAAACAUAGACCUUGACAAGUCUGUUUUUGAAGCCAUGGAAGAGCUAUUCGAUUUGCCGGUUCAGACCAAACAGAGAAACGUGUCGUCUAAACCGUUUCAUGGGUAUUUAAGUCACAAUCUUUACCAGAGUUUAGGGAUUGAAGAAGCUAACGUUGCAGAGAAAGUCAACGACUUUACUCGGCAGCUUUGGCCUGAUCAUGGAAACAAGAGUUUUAGUGAGACGAUGCACAAGUUCUCGAAGCAGUUAGUGGAGUUGGAUGUGAUGGUGAGAAGAAUGAUAAUGGAGAGUUUUGGAGUAGAUAAGUACCUUGACGAACAUCUGAACUCUACAAACUAUCUUUUCCGAAUGAUGAAGUACACAGCACCUCCUGAUGACGAUGUAGAAGAGACAAAGUUAGGUUUACGUUCUCAUACCGACAAGAACAUCCUCACGAUACUUCAUCAGUAUGAAGUUGAUGGUUUGGAAAUUAAGACCAAAGACGAAAAAUGGAUCGAAGUGAAGCCAUCUCAACAUUCUUUCAUCAUCAUGGUUGGAGAUUCUCUCUGUGCACUUUUGAAUGGUAGAUUGUAUUCUCCAUAUCAUAGAGUCUUGAUGAUGGCAAACAAAACAAGGUAUUCGACAGCAAUGUUCUCUAUUCCAAAUCCAGGAGUUAUCAUAGAUUCACCCGAAGAACUUGUCGACGAAGAACAUCCUCGUAUGUUCAAACCCUUUGAGUAUAUUGAUUUCCUUAACUUCUUUCACUCGGAAGCUGGUCGUAGAGUUGAAUCUACUCUCCAUGCUUUUUGUGCUCUCUGAAACAUUUAAACUUUUAUUCACAAUAAUUAAUGUAAUGACUUCAAAUUUUAUGGUAUAAGUUUUGCCCCUUUUUCUUUU